AUUUAUCCAAGAACAGAUUAACUGAAGUUCCUACAGAGCUGUGCCAUUUUGUGUCACUUGAAACACUAAAUCUGUACCACAAUUGUAUUAAAAUUAUACCAGAUGCCAUAGUAAACUUGCAAAUGCUAACUUACUUAAAUUUGAGUCGAAAUCAGCUUUCUUCUUUGCCAGCUUGCCUGUGUGGUCUUCCUCUAAAAGUCUUGAUCGCAAGUAACAAUAAGCUAGGUUCCCUUCCAGAAGAGAUAGGUCAGCUAAAACAGUUAAUGGAACUGGAUGUCAGCUGUAAUGAAAUCACAGCUUUGCCACAGCAGAUAGGCCAGCUGAGAUCUUUAAAAGAACUGAACGUCAGAAGAAAUUACCUCGAAGUUUUACCCCAAGAACUAGUACAGCUUCCCUUGGUAAAGUUCGACUUUUCCUGCAAUAAAGUGCUUGUGAUUCCAAUUUGUUUUAGAAAGAUGGUGCAGUUACAAGUAUUACUGCUUGAGAAUAAUCCUUUACAGUCACCACCAGCACAAAUUUGUACAAAGGGUAAGGUGCAUAUAUUCAAAUAUCUGACUGUACAGGCCUGUCAGAUUAAAACAGCAGACUCGCUGUAUCUUAAUGCCAUUGAACAGCAGCAUUUGCCACAACCCGUGGAAGAGAGCAUCGAUGACAUCUACCCAAGUAAAAAGGACUCAGAUUCAGGUGUUGGUAGUGAUAAUGGAGAUAAACGUUUGUCAGCAACAGAGCCAUCUGAUGAAGAUACUGUCAGCUUUAAUGUUCCAAUGUCGGACAUUGUGGAAGAAGAUCAGAUUGUGAAGGAAGAUUCAGGUCACCACGCUAACUCAAGAAAAGUGGAAUUCCAUCAAGGAUCUUCUCACUUGAUUGUCAAUGAUAAGUCCAGAGAAAGAGGAAACGAGUUCGAUGAAUCAGAUACACUUACUACUGAAUUUAUGAGUUACAUUAAGAGCAGAGCAGCGGAGUGUGAUGAAUUAUUGAGAAUAGAAGAGGACGCACAAUGGCAAACAGAGGAACUAAUAAAUAUGUCAGAAGAACAAACUAUUGAUAUAGCAAUGAUAGAACAACUAAGAGAAGCAGUAGAUUUAUUACAGGAUCCCAACAGAUUAAGCAUGGAUAUUUCAGAGAGCAGUGGUGUGAAUCUGUAUCCCAUGGAACCAGCAACAGCUUUAGAAUUUCAGGAGUCUACAGUAAACGGUCAAAUGCAGAUGGAGAUGUCUUCCCUUGGUCAGGUACAGAAUGAUCUAAUUGUUUGGAAUGCAGGUGGGCAAACCUCUCACAAUGAGAACAAGGAUAGAAGUCCAACAAUGUCUCCUCCUACAAACACCACAAUCCCUUUUGGCCUGAAGCCACGAUCAGACCCAUCCCUCAGUCUUCCUCCUAUCUCCUUCAACACACUUACACAGGCACAAACAUGGGACAACUUUAGCUACAGUAUCCCAUCUGAAGGAGACAGUGACAAUGUGUUCUUAAGACCACAAAGAAAUUUGGAAUCAAUAGAUCCACAAUUUACAAUUCGAAGAAAGAUGGAGCAGAUGAGAGAAGAGAGAGAGCUUGUGGAACAGCUACGUGAGAACAUUGAAACAAGACUAAAGAUUUGUUUACCUGAAGACUUGGGGUCUGCCCUGAUGGAUGGUGUAGUUCUCUGCCAUUUAGUAAAUCACGUUCGUCCUCGGUCUGUAGGAAGCAUUCACGUACCUUCACCAGCAGUACCUAAACUUAGCAUGGCCAAAUGCAGGAGAAACGUGGAAAACUUUCUGGAUGCAUGUAGAAAGCUGGGGAUACCAGAGGCUGACCUCUGCUCUCCGUAUGACAUCCUGCAGUCGGAUAUUCGUCACAUUCGAAAGACUGUUGACACUCUGCUCGCCCUCGGGGAGAAAACCCCACAAUCAACUUCUGCCUUUCGCUCCUGGGAUCUAAUAGGCUUUUGUCUUUUCCACAUACUUUUUAUAGUCUUGAUGUAUAUAACUUAUCACUGGAAUGUGCUAACAGCAUAA
This is a messenger RNA of Leptosomus discolor (cuckoo roller), 1994 nucleotides long. The record is from RefSeq and is a predicted model, not a curated record. Lineage: Eukaryota; Metazoa; Chordata; Aves; Leptosomiformes; Leptosomidae.